Myripristis murdjan (pinecone soldierfish) is the source of this 3268-nucleotide messenger RNA. RefSeq names its product gap junction protein alpha 1b (gene gja1b). The record is from RefSeq and is a predicted model, not a curated record. Gene Ontology annotation, biological process: cell communication by electrical coupling; cell-cell signaling; heart development. Gene Ontology annotation, molecular function: gap junction channel activity. Gene Ontology annotation, cellular component: connexin complex. NCBI's taxonomy places the organism in Eukaryota, Metazoa, Chordata, Actinopteri, Holocentriformes, Holocentridae. Bases 114 to 1283 code for a protein of 389 amino acids. The transcript has 2 exons.
CCCAAACUUGGAUUUCAACCCAGCCAGAGACUGCGAUUUCAAGGAGUCAGGGAGAAAGUCCCUCUGGACUCUCUUCUAACUUUUUGUAACUUUCCAGCUAACGCUUCCUGAGGAUGGGUGACUGGAGUGCUCUGGGUCGUCUGCUGGACAAGGUCCAGGCCUAUUCCACUGCUGGAGGAAAGGUCUGGCUGUCGGUCCUGUUCAUCUUCAGGAUCCUGGUCCUGGGUACCGCUGUGGAAUCAGCCUGGGGAGAUGAACAGUCUGCCUUCAAAUGUAACACCCAGCAGCCAGGUUGUGAGAACGUCUGCUAUGAUAAGUCCUUCCCCAUUUCCCAUGUUCGCUUCUGGGUGCUCCAGAUCAUCUUUGUCUCCACUCCCACCCUUCUCUACCUGGCUCAUGUCUUUUACCUAAUGAGGAAGGAGCAGAAGCUGAACAGGAGGGAAGAAGAGCUCAAAGCUGUGCAGAAUGAUGGAGGUGACGUGGACAUCCCGCUGAAGCAAAUUGAGAUGAAGAAGUUAAAGCACGGCCUUGAGGAGCACGGCAAGGUGAAGAUGAAGGGUGCCCUGCUGAGAACCUACAUUGUCAGCAUCUUUUUCAAGUCCAUCUUCGAGGUCGGCUUCCUGGUUAUCCAGUGGUACAUGUAUGGUUUCAGCCUGAGCGCCGUCUACACCUGUGAGAGGUCACCCUGCCCACACAGAGUGGACUGUUUCCUGUCUCGUCCCACGGAGAAAACUGUCUUCAUCAUUUUCAUGCUGGUGGUUUCACUGGUCUCCCUGCUCCUCAAUGUGAUUGAGCUCUUCUACGUCUUAUUUAAGAGGAUCAAGGACCGAGUGAAGGGCAAACAGCAGACCACACUCUACCCCAGUGGAGGCACCCUGAGCCCCACUCCUAAAGAUCUGUCCACCACCAAGUAUGCCUACUAUAACGGCUGCUCCUCCCCAACUGCCCCUCUUUCACCGAUGUCACCACCUGGCUACAAGUUAGCCACAGGGGAGCGAGGCACCGGCUCGUGCCGUAACUACAACAAGCAGGCAAACGAGCAGAACUGGGCCAACUACUCCACAGAGCAGAACCGGCUCGGCCAGAACGGUGGAGGCAGCACAAUUUCAAACUCCCACGCACAAGCCUUUGACUUCCCUGAUGAUACCCACGAGCAUAAGAAACUGUCCUCAUCAUCAGCGGGACACGAGCUGCAGCCGCUGGCGCUGAUGGACGCUAGGCCGUGCAGCCGGGCCAGCAGCCGCAUGAGCAGCCGAGCCCGGCCCGACGACCUGGACGUCUAGCUCUGUUUCCCCCUUUUCCCGCCUCGACCUAGCUCCUGCUGACCUGGCUGAGCGGAGGUGUUGCCGCAGCCAGAGGAUCAGGAGGUACUUGGGGAAAGUUCUCAUAAAGGAGGUGGGACCAACCUCAAUCACUGUCUUCAACCUUAGAGACUUUUAGUCAAUAAAAAGAGACAUUAAAAUUAACACUGUUGAAGGUACUACAAAAUGUUUUUUUUUGUUUUGUUUUGUUUGUUUGUUUGUUUUCGAUGACUUUUACUGAAACAUUUUGGUGGAGCUAACCCAGCUUUAAUAGAGCAGAACAACAGCUACAGGAAUGGCGCAAAUAUCUUUCUAACAGUAACAGUCCCUAAAGCAGAUUACUGAAGAGCAGAGGGCCACAUCUGGUGAAAAGGAUUGUGAUUUGGCUUUUGAUUUUCCAAGGUUGCCUUAUGAUAACACAUGCAUCAUCACAACAUUCGAUGUAUUGCACUUCACACGUUUCUGUUCAUUUCUUCUCAGUUUGAUAGACUUGCUGGCCACACUUUUCAUUAUGAGAGUUGCUGUUGUUAGGUGUGAAUCAGCAUUAUUUAUACAGCUUUUUGUUUUUUCUAUUUUCCACUUACAUUUAUCUAUAUAACCCCAGUUCCUAUGUAUAACCACGUCACUUUCUAAGUAGUCACAACAGAGGCAUUUUUUUGUUCUACCAUCUUUUUACCAUCCUCUGCAUAUAAACUUCUAGUGAAACAGGGUUUUGAGGAGAAUGCUGAACAGAAGUUUCAAUGACUAUUUAUUUAUUGCCUAGCAUCUGCAGGUCACCCACCACUAUGAGGAAAAUUUGACUACUAUCCAAUAUCUCCUAUUCACAGAAAAGAUGUUAAGGCACUCCCCAAAACUGCAUAUUUAUUGACAGUAAAGUAAAACAGUCUUCUUCUCCUUUUUUUUUAUUUUGUAAGGAAGUUUUUUUUUUUUUUUUUUUUUUUUCCAGUUACAGUGGACUGUUGUUUCCUGAUAAACUUUGAAUUUAUGUGGUGUCAGUUUAUGUUUUCAGUUUGUGGUUUUAUUUUGUCUUUUCUGGGGUAGGACUGGGGGAGGGGGUGAGGUUUCAGACUGCUGUAGGACCAAUAACACAGCGACUUUUAUCUGCUUUUGUCUGGGUCCCAUAAAGAAAGGCUUUAUUUUGUUCAUUUGAAAAAAAAAAAAGUAUGUUCUCUUUUUUCUUUUUUUGUGGGUGGUAGAGGAAGGCAGUAGAAUGAUUAUUAUUUGUGUUUUACCUAUUUGAGUAAAUGAUUUUUUUUUUUUUUUGGUUUCUGUUUGUAUUGUUUUGUUUUUCAAAGUCAGUGUAAUCAUUGCUGCUUGAGAAAUAGAUAUUUAGUACUGUAAAUCAAGCUAACUGUGUCACAAUAAAAAUGUGAGUUUUUAGAAGACUGCUUAUAGAUCUGGACUAAUAUUUAGUCAAUUAUAUUAAAAAAAAAAAAAAAAAAAAGGUAUAUGCCAAUGUAGCUCCACAACUACCAAAUUCUAGAAUGAAUCUCAAUUUGGGCUUUUUAUGUUUAUUUGUGUUUUUCUUUUUCUUUUUUUUUUUUAUUCUUUUCAAUUUUGCAUCAAAGUAUGUCGGUACUUACAUUUUUUCAUGGAUGUUUUUCAGCUACAAUGGCGUUUGCACUGAGAUCUUGACGAUAGGGGUGUAAUAUGAUGCAAAAAGAAAAAAUAAGUGGCUAGUGUUUUCUGAUAUACGUGUUACUAAUUUAUUUUACAACCCAGAAAUCACUACAGUGCAUUCACUCAGACAGUGCUUUUGUUUGACCGCUGGUUUCACUGAAGGGGCUGUAUGAAAGCUGUGUUCCACUCACAGGGCAGGAGGCGCGUUAGUUUGAUGCAGUUGGUCAGAAGAUGCCAAUCCAUGGGGAUCCACUGUUGUACAGUGUGUAAGUGCAUGAUAGCAAAACAAAAACUUAUUAAUUGUAUCUGUGAAAUGCAAUUUUAACCAAUAAAUUUUUUUUCUUUAA